This is a messenger RNA of Ctenocephalides felis (cat flea), 852 nucleotides long. RefSeq names its product nuclear transcription factor Y subunit beta. The transcript has 6 exons. The record is from RefSeq and is a predicted model, not a curated record. Gene Ontology annotation, molecular function: calcium ion binding. Lineage: Eukaryota; Metazoa; Arthropoda; Insecta; Siphonaptera; Pulicidae. The coding region runs from base 16 to 840 and encodes 274 amino acids.
UGUAUCCAUGUAUUUAUGGCGUUUAUUGUUUAUGUUUUCAUUUCCUUAUCGCUUUAUUACAUUAAAUCUGUUAUCUUGUGUAAACAUUGUUUGCUGCCAAAAUCAAUAUAUAGAACAACGCUCAAUAUGAAGAUAUUUAUUUUUAUAUUGUGUAUUUUGCCAGUAAUUUUGGGACAGCGAGUUGCACCUGGAGUGCCCCCACAACAAUAUGUACCUCAGAAUCAAAACUAUCAACAAAUGCCGCAAGGCGGUCAAGUGCCAAUGAAUCAACAACAACAAUAUCAACAGCAACAAAUGCCACCGCAACAAAUGCAACAGCAACAACAAAUGCACUAUCAGCAACCCCAAGUCCAACAACAAGUGCCCGUGCAACAUCAACAGGUUCCUGUUCAGCCUCAGCAAGUGCCGAUGCAACAUCAACAGCAACAACAUCACCAAGGGCAUCCUCAAAGGUCGCAACAGAUUUUGAAUGCCGCUAAUAUUGCACAAGAAAAAGAACAUAUAGCUGAACAUUUGGAACUACCAAUCGACACAAGCAAAAUGUCCGAACAAGAACUACAAUUCCACUAUUUCAAAAUGCACGAUGCAGACAACAACAACAAACUCGAUGGCUGUGAACUAAUUAAAUCCCUCAUCCAUUGGCACGAACAAGGCAGCAAAGAGGCCCACAACACCCAAGGAGGAGGCCACGCUCCUCAUGCCGAGGAAAAAAUCUUCUCAGACGAUGAACUGGUGUCACUGAUUGAUCCAAUUCUAUCGAUGGACGAUGCCAGUAAAGACGGUUACAUCGACUACCCUGAGUUUGUGAGGGCUCAAUCGAAGGCUGCUAAAGGAAACUAAUUAAUAAUAAAA